This is a messenger RNA of Plenodomus lingam JN3, 849 nucleotides long. The record is from RefSeq and is a predicted model, not a curated record. Lineage: Eukaryota; Fungi; Ascomycota; Dothideomycetes; Pleosporales; Leptosphaeriaceae.
AUGGCUGUCAGAUUAUGGGCUGACCGAGAACGUGCAUCGGCGGAAUUCAAAGCACCGGAGGCUCAGAGCACCAUCGGAGUGUUUGAAGCUUUGCUGGGAGCUGGUUUGGACCCAAAAGAAGCUGCUCGUAAAAUUGUCCAUAUUUACGAACCCAUCAUACGAGCUGGAGGCAACGAUUCGCGCAUCGGAGAAAUAUGGGGCAUCCUUUGCAGUGCAGUACGAACACUUGGUGACAGUAAUGAGCUCAACGACAGGUUGGUACAGCUCAUUGUAGCAAUGAAGGACCUUCCCGCCCUCAAAGACGAGAAUGGUCACGCUAUCAAGCAUGAGUGGGGUGGAAGGUAUUGGAUGGAUUUACCAAUGUGGGGUUUGACGUUCAGAGAAUACGGAAUUUUUCUCGAACCGGAUGAGGAUCUCGGAGAAGAGGAAUGGCUCUCUCAAGCCACACCAUUCCUGAAUGCUACCUCGUUUGCUGCCAAACUGCUCAGCCAAGUCCCGGAAAUGAAAGACAUUUCAUUCCAUGCUGAGGUCUGCCUCAACGAAGCCUUGGAAGGUCCAUACGAAACUCCCAGCCCCCAAGCUCGUGCAUCCAUGUAUAUAGCACCUGCUGCAACUUGGAUUUUGCUUGCUGGUGAGAAGAUAUAUGAGCUCUGUAAAGAGAACUACAAAAGAAUUGAUGGCGGCGUCAAUAGAGAUGGUUUUCUUUGGACGGGUACUGGUUUCAGCCUUCCACGGUGGAAAUUCUGGAAGCAGAGGCUGUCCGAGAUUUCUCAGGAUACAACAUUGGAGGAAACUUUGAGAACCCAAGCAAGAAACGCAUCGACCGAGAUGGAACGAUUUGAAGUGUAG